CUUACCACAAUCAUUGUUCUUUGACCUCCCACCGCACUCUCGAAGCCCCUCUCUCUCCUCAAACUCUCGAGACCGAAAGGAACAUGUCUUCUCUCCGCAACGCCGUUGCACGGCGUCCGCACAAGGAACGCGCUCAACCCGCCUCUCGCGAAAAAUGGGGCCUCCUCGAGAAACACAAAGACUACUCCCUCCGAGCGCAGGACUAUAACCUCAAGAAGAAAAAGCUUUCCCAACUGUCACAAAAGGCCAGGGAGCGAAACCCAGACGAGUUUGCCUUUGGCAUGAUCAGUCAAGGAAGGGCCGGGUUGGGGAAGCACAAAUCCAAGCAGACUGUGGAGGACGAAGAUGGGAACAAGAGACUAAGAGAAGGUGUCCCAUUGAGCCACGACGCGGUCAAGUUGUUGAAGACGCAGGAUGCCGGAUAUCUGAGGACUGUAGCGGCGAAGGGUAGGAGGGAGAUUGAGAGAUUGACGGAAGAGGUGGGCAUGGACGAUGUUACGCUCGGAAAGCUGACGCCGGCCAAGAGGCAAACUUUUCAGGACGAUGAGACUGGAAGCCUACUCAGGGGCAAGAAGCGGGCAUCGAACGGGGAAGUGCUCCAAGAUCAAUCUUUCGAGGGAGAAACAGAUCAAGCAAUGCAAGAAGCUGAGAUUUUGGCGACAACAUCGAUCCACGGCCUCAACGACACAGAUGAUCCACCAAAACCCAAGUCCAAGAAAGCCCUUCAAGCGGAACAAGACACCCUGAGCCGUUUGCGUGCUGAGCGGAAAAAGAGGAAACGUCUUCAGGAUAUGCGUGUGGCAAAGCUCGAGGCCCUGAAAACCCGGCAGCGCGAAAUCCUUGCCGCAGCCGACCAGUUGGAGUUACAGCGGGCGAAGAUGGCGAGAACGGUCGGUGGAGUGAACAAGAACGGUCUCAGGUUCAAGGUUAGAGAGAGAAAGAAAUAAGCGAAGAAGGUCCAAUUCUGUCACGACACAACAACGAGAGAUGGUAAUGAACAAUGAUAUCUAAAGAGGGUCUGAUAUAUCUUCUCUUCUGGGACGGAGCCCCUUAGGCGCCCUUCUAUGACAAGCAAUACCGGAUACCGGAAUGCUUCUGCUUCACACACCCGCGGCCACAGCCUGGGUGAUGACCUUACUGAAAUCGGGCUCUCUUCCUAGCAACCAACCCAUACCCUCGACCUGCUCUCGACGGAACUUUUGACUUGCCUUCAAAAAUGGGAAGAAUCCCCAAUGUCCGUGGGGCUCGCCAGGAUAGACAUACAUCUUGGUCUUGACGCCAUUUUCCUCCCGCAGCACGCGCUCAUAGAUGAUGGCCUCAUCUCUCAGCGGGUCCAUACCGUCAAUCUGGAACAGGGCAGUAGGCAGAUCUUUGUGGCCUUUAGGGUGGUUGAAGGGAGCAUACCAGACUCCGUCACUUUCGUCCGGCUCGUAGCCUCUCAUGAACAUAUCGAUCGCCGCAACAGGCAGGACUGGUGCAUUUCGGUUCUGCUCGUACGACAGGAAAUACUCCUUGUACUUUUCUGGGACCUUGCCUUCAGGCAGCACCGCGGGAAUGACGAGGUACUGGCCAGUCAAAGGGGGCGACAAUUUCUCGUCUCGCGCCACAUGAGCCAGGACGGCCGUGAUGUUUCCUCCAGCCGAGGUGCCACCAAUGACAAACCCGGUCGAAGGAUCGGCGCCCCAGGACUUUGCGUUGGCCGCAGCCCACUUCAAGCAGUCCCAAGAGUCUUUGGGUGCAUAUGGAAAUUUGAACUGCGGUGCAAGGCGGUACGAGGCUGAGAUGCAGACAGCACCGAAGGCCUGGACAAAAUUGCGACACGUCUGCUCCUCGCCCUCCGGCGCGCCGAUGCAAAACCCUCCACCGUGGUACAUGACGAUUAAAGGGCUUCCGUUCUUGGGUGGGUUUGUUGGCUGAUAGAGCUUUGCACGCAGCUUGGUACCGUCUGCUGUGGGA
Molecule: messenger RNA, 1956 nt
Organism: Cladophialophora immunda
Lineage: Eukaryota; Fungi; Ascomycota; Eurotiomycetes; Chaetothyriales; Herpotrichiellaceae
Exons: 1
Coding region: 84-947 (287 amino acids)
Biological process (GO): rRNA processing
Cellular component (GO): small-subunit processome; nucleolus
Source: RefSeq, a predicted model, not a curated record